Molecule: messenger RNA, 2480 nt
Organism: Oncorhynchus kisutch (coho salmon)
Lineage: Eukaryota; Metazoa; Chordata; Actinopteri; Salmoniformes; Salmonidae
Gene: alx1
Product: ALX homeobox 1
Exons: 4
Coding region: 153-1127 (324 amino acids)
Biological process (GO): positive regulation of transcription by RNA polymerase II; embryonic skeletal system morphogenesis; negative regulation of DNA-templated transcription
Molecular function (GO): DNA-binding transcription activator activity, RNA polymerase II-specific; RNA polymerase II transcription regulatory region sequence-specific DNA binding
Source: RefSeq, a predicted model, not a curated record
UGCCUUCAAGACAAGGCAUAUUAACGGCUUUGAACAAUUAUUGUGUUAUCGGGGUAGCCGAUAUAGCUCUUCAAAUUUGUUGAACGUCGACAGAACUUAUUUAUGGUCAGUUGACAAGGUUCUGUGAGCGACGAGAUCUCGGGAAGGAGAUCAUGGAAUACAUGAACGAUAAAUUCGCAUUGAAAAGUCAAGCGAUUAAGGGCAGCGACUACUACAUGGGCUCUGGCGGCGCGCUGGACCAAGUUAUGGAGAGUUUGGACAGUGUGCAGUACUACAGCAAGACCUCGCCCAAGUGUGUGCAGGCCUUCGGGAUACAGAGCAGCGAGCACCACUCGCGAAUGGAGCGGUCCUCGCCUUGCGGAGACCAACACGCGAAUUAUGGUGUCCAGAAAACGGAAGAUACCUUGCACGCGGACCUUGGAAGGUCGAUCGACAACUGUUGCAAUCUGAGGGCCUCGCCGGUAACGGCGUGUCAGGAGAAAACGGAUUUGGACGAAAUGGGUGACAAGUGUGACAGUAACGUAUCGAGCAGUAAGAAGAGGCGACACAGGACGACAUUCACGAGCGCACAGCUGGAGGAGUUGGAGAAGGUGUUUCAGAAAACUCAUUACCCAGAUGUUUAUGUGAGAGAACAACUGGCGAUGAGGACGGAACUAACCGAGGCCAGAGUGCAGGUGUGGUUUCAAAACAGAAGAGCCAAGUGGAGAAAAAGAGAACGUUAUGGACAGAUUCAACAGGCAAAAAGUCACUUUGCAGCCACAUACGACAUAUCAGUGUUGCCAAGAACAGACAGUUACUCACAGAUCUCCAACAACCUGUGGCCCAGCCCUGCUCCCAGUGGCUCUGUAGUCUCCUCCUGCAUGCUCCCCCGUGGAUCUCCCCCAUGUGUCACCUCGUACUCCCCUCGCUCCGCAGCCGACCACGGAUACGUGGGCUUCCCCAACCAGCAGAACCAGUUUGGACACGUCUCCCUCAACAACUUCUUCACGGCCGACUCCCUCCUCACGCCCUCACCCAACGGACACCCAUUCGAGACCAAGCCCGAGUUUGAGAGACGCUCAUCCAGCAUUGCUGUGCUGCGGAUGAAGGCUAAGGAACAUGCGGCCAACAUAUCCUGGGCCAUGUAAUUGCGAAUGUCUGUUCUGCAUGUCCAGCCAGCUGACUGACUCACAGCCUCUCUAACUUUAGCAUUACCACUGCGCACGUUUAUAACCCCCAAUGUUGACUGACAGAAAUCUGACUGUGACACUGAUUGAUUGAAGAGGACAUACAGAAGUCAAAAUAAUGUAGGCCUAGAUGCUGAUAACUGACUGGUUGUCACCGAGACUGGAGAGACAUGAAACCGCUCCAUGGAGUCAACAAACUGUGAACCUGUUGGUCAAAAGAGUCAAAUGUCAGAGGAGAUGAACUGCUUCAAGAUUUAAAGGUCUGCUCAUCGAGGUUGAGCAGUGCAUUUCAGUUCACAACACACAGAUGAAACUUACUUUCAGGUUAACACCCGAUGUUACACAAUGCAUUGCUGAAAAUACAUUGCUGAAAAUCCAUUAAGAGUGGUGCAGCGGUUAGAGGCGUCACUACAGACCCUGGUUUGAUUCCAGGCUGUAUCACAACAGGACGUGAUUGGGAGUCCCAUAGGGCGGCGCACAAUUGGCCCAGCGUCGUCUGGGUUAGGGUUUGUUCGGGGUAGGCCGUCAUUGUAAAUAAGGAUUUGUUCUUAACUGACUUGCCUAGUUAAAUAAAGGUUAAAUAAAAUAAAUAAAUAAAAAGCAUGCUUUGUAUGUCCAGGAAAUAAUCCAUCUAAAGAUCAACUAUAGUAUGUCCUAUAAGUUGAGGACAGUGUGAAUAUUGUAAUUCCCUGUGCUUUAUAAUUCCAUUGCCCUACAGUCACUAAAACGAUGCACACACAUCUUAGAGGUAGAAGGCCGUGUUGUUAUGAUUCUGGAUGGUCAGAUAGCUAGCAACAAUGACAAACAAGCUGCUAUGCGGGGAAUCGUAGGUGGCUCGUUUCAGCUCGUUGUCUUGGUAUUAAUAUCAUGUCUUGUUCCGAGUUGUUUUGACUCAAGCCACAUCUAUGCUAAUAUGGCAAAACAUUCACUAGCUAGCUAACCAACAACUGUAACGAUGUAUCUGAGAGACAACUGCUCAUUGUGAAAAUGUAUUUAUGUUUUUAAUAAACAUUUGGAGACUAAAUAUAUACGUUGUCAACAAUCUUGUCUGUUUUGCCCCAAGGGUUGUGCACGUAUUGGUUUUGUCACAAACAACCCAACUCUACUGUAUGCCACUCAGGACUUUCAGAGCAGAACAGAAAUGAAAUGGACUGACGUACUAACAUGUCUGCAGUGUGCCUUGCGGUAAAUCUAUGUAACCUCAUUAGCUGUGUCUGUGUUGUGCUACAAGGCCCCAGCACAGGAAGCAGUUAGACAUUUUGUCAUUAUAAUUUCUAUUAAAAUGAUCAAAUAAAAAGAUAAUAAAAACCUCAA